AUGCCUGUAAUACCAGGUACAAUUCUUGAUAGGAACGAAACACAGGAAUUAAGAUUAAUGGUGGCUGAUUUAUUAGGUAGAAGAAAUCCAUCAUUUCCUGGAUCUCAGCCAAUAUCAUUUGAAAGGCACCAUUUGACAGAUACAUUGAUGAAUAAAGAAUACUAUGUAUGUGAGAAAUCUGACGGAUUACGUUGCUUGCUAUUUAUAAUAAACCAUCCCGAAAGAGGCGAAGGUGUCUUCUUAAUAACUAGAGAAAACGAUUAUUACUACAUUCCUAACAUACACUUUCCUUUAACAAACAACGAGGAAAAAGGUAAAACAUACCACCAUGGUACUUUAUUAGAUGGAGAAUUGGUUCUUGAAACAAAAAAUGUAUCGGAGCCUGUAUUAAGAUAUUGUAUAUUUGAUGCGUUAGCUAUUAAUGGGAAAGAUAUAACUAAGAGGCCCUUACCUAAGAGGCUUGGUUAUAUUACAGAGCAAGUGAUGAAACCAUUCGACAAUUUUAAACGUAAGAAUCCUGAAAUUGUGAAUUCCCCUGAAUUUCCUUUUAAAGUUAGCUUUAAAUUAAUGACAUCCUCGUAUCACGCUGAUGAUGUCUUAUCUAAAAAGGAUCAAUUAUUCCACGAGUCAGACGGUUUAAUUUUUACUUGUGCGGAGACACCAUAUGUAUUUGGUACUGAUAGUACAUUAUUAAAGUGGAAGCCAGCUCAUGAAAAUACAAUUGAUUACAAAAUGGAAAUGAUCUUUAGUAAGUUUCAAGACCCUGAUUUAGAUCCAAGGGAUCCAGACUCUACGUACACAGACUAUGAUUCUAAGCCUGAAUUGAUAAAGUUAAGGGUUUGGAAAGGUGGUGCAGACUAUGAGGACUUUACAAAAUUAUCCUUAGAAGAUGAAGAUUGGGAGAAGUUGAAGAAUUUGGGUCAACCUUUACAAGGAAGAAUAGUUGAAUGUCGUAAGAAGCUUUCAGAGCCAGGUUUUUGGGAAAUGUUACGCUUUAGGAACGACAAGAGUAAUGGUAAUCAUAUUUCCGUUGUUGAUAAAAUUUUACAUAGUAUUCAAGAUGGGGUGAGCGAAGAAGAAUUAAUUGAGGCAUGUCCUAAAAUUGGCAAAGCAUGGAAGAAAAGGAUUUAUGAAAAGUCUCAAGGUAACAGAUCCCUGUAUAGCGAUACUGGAAGGCCACAUCCCGAAUCUAAUAGAGAAGAUGAACCUGCAUCGAAAAGAACUAAAAUUGAUAUGGAAGAGCCUGAGUCUAACGGCUUUGAUAAUAUUAAUGAGGAUUCAAGGAGUCAAGAUAAUGCAUCUAAACAAAACUCAGGAGAAUUUCAGGAUAUCCCAACUUAUGAAGAUAGUGACGAAGAAUGA
Molecule: messenger RNA, 1362 nt
Organism: Debaryomyces fabryi
Lineage: Eukaryota; Fungi; Ascomycota; Pichiomycetes; Serinales; Debaryomycetaceae
Gene: CGT1
Product: mRNA guanylyltransferase
Exons: 1
Coding region: 1-1362 (453 amino acids)
Biological process (GO): 7-methylguanosine mRNA capping
Cellular component (GO): mRNA capping enzyme complex
Molecular function (GO): mRNA guanylyltransferase activity; ATP binding
Source: RefSeq, a predicted model, not a curated record